This is a messenger RNA of Chroicocephalus ridibundus (black-headed gull), 1239 nucleotides long. It is a transcript of the gene CATIP, whose product is annotated as ciliogenesis associated TTC17 interacting protein. Gene Ontology annotation, biological process: cilium organization; actin filament polymerization. Lineage: Eukaryota; Metazoa; Chordata; Aves; Charadriiformes; Laridae. The record is from RefSeq and is a predicted model, not a curated record. Bases 106 to 1239 code for a protein of 377 amino acids. The transcript is spliced from 10 exons.
GCGGGUCCCGGGCACCCAGAGCCGCGCAGGUGGGCACCGUGGUUUGGAGGAGACCCGCUGCCCCCUCACCCGGGGGUCCGGCAGUAGGAGCCCCCCCGGCGAGGCAUGGAGCCCCCCCCCGAGUGCCGGCAGGAGACCCCGGCCCUGACGGAGGCAGCCGCCAAGUUCCUGAACUUCAUCGGGCCGGAGGACCUGGAGCGCUGCCUCUUUGCCGAGAUGCUGGAGGUGGUGGCAGCUGGGGACCAGCCGAGGGACGGGGUCAGGGGGCGAUGGUGGGUGUCAGCCCGGUGGGCACCCUACAAGCGGACAGGUGAGCCGGUGCGGAGCUGCCUCCUGGUCCAAGCUGCUUCCCGCCGCAGGCAGGACGGUGUGCUCUGCUCCAGCACCCUCAAAGCCUAUGUGACCACCCAGCUGGAGACCCUGGAGCAAGAGGAGAAGGAGCGCCUGGAGCUCAGAGCACACCCAGUAGAGAAGAGGACUCACAUGGUGAGCCACCAGCAUGGGAUGACUAUCACCAAGACCCUCAGGGAGGGAGAGGCAGAGCUGCAGUGCUGGAGCUUCUCCUAUGGCCGGGAUGAGCUUCAGGGUCUGAUGCCAGAGGGUGCCAGCCUCCUCCUGCUGCGGGUGCUGGCGUGUCGGUGGGCAGUGCCCCCCGGCCUCGUCUUCCCAGCCAUCGACACCGAGGGCCACCUCUGCACCUCCAGCUAUCAUGCCCUGGGCACCCAGCAGCAGGCAGUGGGCUCGUCGGAGGCCGAGGUGUUAGUGAUCGAGCGAGCCGUGCAUGCCAGCGCGGGCACCUCCACCAUCUGGCACAGCAGCUUCCUCCCCAGCGGGCGUUUGGCUCGGCAGGUGCAGGUUGGCUCCCCAGUGAUGGUACUUCUGCAGGAUGAAUCCGUCCUUGGUGAGACAGGUGGGGUCGAGCCCCGGCCCCCCUUUCCCAAACAGCCCCUGGACUGGGAGGAGGACGUCCAGCUCUACUCGUGGUUCCUGGACAGGAAGGAGGAACUGCAAGCGUCCCACACCGCUUACGUCCGGCAGCAUCCUGAGCUCUGGGCGCUGCUGGCCGACUUCCUCCAGGCCCUGUUCCUGCAUCAGCCCCACGACCCCGUCUCCUUCGCCGCCCAAUUUUUCACCCCCUUCGCCCACCAGCAGCCCCCCGGGACCCGCUUCGCCUCUGCCAGGGCUGCAAGCCCCCUCCCUGCCCCCCCACCUCGCCACUCUCCAGCUAACGGGGAAUAA